UCAUGGAAAGCCCGGCUAGAAGGAUAUGAAGAGGCAAUCAAACUUUUCGUUACCCAGACUUCUGAUAAAAGCCCGAUUUUCAAUGAAUAUCUCGGUCUUAUUAAGAAAGCAGUGGUCGAUUCCAAUGCUGUUGCCCAAGACAAGUCCCUCGAUAUGGUGCUUACCUACCUCACAAAUGCUGCUUGUGCACCCAAGCUUUUUGGGGCCAAAGUAAUUCCAAUAAAAAAUUUUAUCAAAUCCCUGCUUAAACUUCUUGAUGAUCGUGACCCUUCCAUUCGAAACGAAGUGAAAUGCCUUAUAAUUGAAAUAUAUCGAUGGAUAGGAUCUGCAAUCAAACCUCAGCUUUCAAUCCUUAGACCGGUUGUGCUAAAUGAGCUGGAAGCAGAGUUUACCGCUAUAUCUCUCUCCAAGCCAGUUCCUGAACGUUAUCUGAAGAGUCAACGACCCAAGGAUAUUCCCCAAGCUGCAGAUGUAGGUUGCAGUGGGCCAUUUACCAACGAAACCUCGAACGCAAAUAACAUGGAUACCGGGGAAGUUAUGGCUUUUGAUCCUUAUGAAAUGGCUGAUCCCGUCGAUAUGCUUUCCAAGAUUCCUUCUGAUUUCUACGAGAAGCUCAAUGAGAAGAAGUGGCAAGAUAGACGUGAUGCUAUGGAAUGUAUUGAGAAACUUACCAAUGUCGUUCGACUUGCCCAAGGAGAUUACAGUGAUCUCAUUAAAGCCCUUCUUAAGGUUAUUUCGAAGGAUACUAACGUGAUGCUUGUCGCACUGGCUGCAAAAAUAGUCUGUCAUAUAGCUCGGGGUCUCAGAAAGAAAUUUUCUCCUUAUGCUGCCCAUACCAUACACGUGUGUCUAGAUAAAUUUAAAGAAAAGAAAUCGAACGUUGUACUUUCACUGAGGGAAGCUGUUGAUAUAUCUGUCAAAGUGUGUUGUGAUAUUCUUUAUCUAACUUAUGAUUAA
Messenger RNA from Protopolystoma xenopodis, 957 nucleotides. The record is from the annotation of a GenBank genome assembly. Lineage: Eukaryota; Metazoa; Platyhelminthes; Monogenea; Polystomatidea; Polystomatidae.